Messenger RNA from Neolamprologus brichardi, 1320 nucleotides. The record is from RefSeq and is a predicted model, not a curated record. Lineage: Eukaryota; Metazoa; Chordata; Actinopteri; Cichliformes; Cichlidae.
CCCCAGCACCAGUGUCACGUCUCGUCCUCGAAAACAACGGCAGCUCAGUUCACCUGCGGGCCUCCUGGCUCCCACCUGAAGGAGGGGUGGAGUCCUACCUGGUGACCCUGAGGGCUCCAGGAUCCGACCCUCAGCUACGUCACCUUCUCCCCAACAUCACCCAAGUGGAGUUUGAGGGUCUGACCCCUGGGCGUAGCUACGAGGUGUCGGUCAGCUCCUCAGCAGGCAGUCAGAGCACCGAGAGCAGGAGCACAGCGAGGACAGUGCCGGCGGCGGUGAGCGACGUCAGGGUCAGCAACAACGGGCGCAUGGACUUCCUCAGCGUGUCUUGGAGUCAGGCUGUAGGUGAGGUGGACAGAUACCUGGUGACCCUGAGUGACCGGGAGAGGACCAUUCACACCCUCACCGUGCCCAAGUCGACCCCGACGUGCGUUUUCGACUCGCUGGUGUCUGGACGCCUCUACAACAUCUCCAUCACUACCUGCAGCGGUCUCUACAAAAACCAGACUUUCAUCCAGGAGAGGACACAGCCGUCGAAGGUCCAGAGCCCCACGGCGACCCACAAUGCCUCGGACAGCUACCUGAAGGUGUAUUGGCGUCACGCUGCUGGAGACUUCGACCUGUAUCAGGUGUUCAUCAAGCACAACAACGUCUUCCUGCAAAACAAGACGGUUCCAAAGACGGAGCACAACUGUGUGUUCACCGGCCUGGUGCCCGGCAGACUCUACACAGUGCUAGUGACCACGUGGAGCGGAAAGUACGAAGCCAUCGCCUCCACCCACGGCAGCACCUUCCCGGCGGCAGUGCGUUCCCUGACUCUGGCUGGGCGGGGCACCGAGGACCUGCGGGUGACGUGGUUGGCAGCUCCGGGUGACGUGGAUCACUACGAAGUGCAGCUGCUGUUCAGCGACAUGAAGGUGUUUCCUCCCAUCACUCUGGGCAGCGGUGUGAGGGAUUGCGUCCUGUCAUCACUCACACCUGGGCGGCUUUACAAGAUCAUCGUUUCCACGUACAGCGGCACCAAUCAGAAGGCCCGGUACAUAGAGGGUCGCACAGUUCCCAGUAAAGUGAAGAACAUCCACGUUAGCAACAGCGGAGACAGCAGCAGUCUGAUGGUGAGCUGGACUCCCGGUCCGGGCGAUGUCGACGGAUUCUCCGUGUUUCUGUACAGAGAAAGCCGAAAGUUGAGUAUCCGAAGCGUCCUCAAGCACCAGAACGAGGUGACGUUCGGCUCCCUGCAGCCCGGCCAGGUGUACGCCAUCAUGGUUCAGUCUGUGAGUGGAGACCUGCUGAACAACAACACGGUCACAGGGCGCACAG